Molecule: messenger RNA, 12161 nt
Organism: Hippocampus comes (tiger tail seahorse)
Lineage: Eukaryota; Metazoa; Chordata; Actinopteri; Syngnathiformes; Syngnathidae
Gene: vps13c
Product: vacuolar protein sorting 13 homolog C
Exons: 86
Coding region: 108-11384 (3758 amino acids)
Biological process (GO): mitochondrion organization; protein retention in Golgi apparatus; protein targeting to vacuole
Source: RefSeq, a predicted model, not a curated record
UCGCAGCUCUUGAAGGACGGCAGGCUCGACCAGCGGAACGCAGAGGCCUCGGUCGCUCGGCGCUCGUCGGCGUCCAAUGCGGAAGUGCGGCUCCGCGCCUGUCAAUCAUGGUGUUCGAGGCUUUGGUCAGCGACCUUCUCAACAGGUUCAUCGGCGACUACGUGGAGAACUUGGACAAGUCCCAGCUCAAGAUCGGAAUCUGGGGAGGAAACGUGGUCCUGGAGAACCUGAGAGUGAAGGAAAAUGCGCUGAGUGAAUUUGACCUCCCCUUCAAGGUGAAGGCCGGACAGAUCGGCACGCUGACGUUGAAAAUCCCCUGGAAGAACUUGUACAACGACGCGGUCGUGGCAACGCUGGAUGGCCUCUACCUGCUGGUUGUUCCCGGCGCCACCGACGGCGCGCUGAAGACGUGCCCGUUGAACGCCAUCAAGUACGACGCGGCCAAAGAGGAGCGCGACCGGCAGGAGGCCAAGCAGCGCGAACUGCAGCGUAUCGAGGAUGCGCUACGAAUGGCGGCAAGGCGAGCGUCGCAAAGUGGCGAGCUGCUCUUCAAUCUGGAGAGCGUUGUUGAUAAGGAGACACUCCACGUGGCAAAAGGAUGUAAAAAACACAAAAAGCACAAAAAAGCUCUGAGGAAGUUGAAACGCGAUCACCAGAGGAAGUCAGAGAAACCCGAGGAGGAGAAGAAGGACUCUUUCAUGGAGAAACUGGCCACGCAGGUCAUCAAGAACCUGCAGGUGAAGAUUAGCAGCAUACACCUGCGCUACGAGGACGACGUGUCAGACCCGCAGCGCCCCCUGUCCAUGGGAGUCACCCUGGCAGAACUCAGCCUGCAGACUACCGAUGAGAGCUGGAAGCUGUGCAUCCUCAACGAAGCGACAAAGAUCAUCCACAAGCUGGGCCGUCUAGAGUGUUUGUGUGCCUACUGGAACGUCAACAGUCAAAUCUUCUACCGCGGAUCACGGCAAGAGAUUGUGAAUCAGCUCAAGAGUGGAAUCACCAGCAAGGACCAGGAGCUGCCUCACUACCACUACAUUUUCAAGCCCAUCUUCGCUUCGGCCAAGAUCCGCAUCAACCCCAAUGCCGAGCAGGAGCUGGACUCUCCAAAAGCCCAACUGCACCUGGAGGUCCAAAACAUCGACAUCCAGAUCACCAAACCUCAGUAUGUGACCAUGGUGGAAAUGCUGGAGUCCGUCGACCGCAUGGUGAAGAACGCCCCCUACAGGAAGUUCCGGCCUGACGUCCCGGUCCACUCCAACGCCGCCUUCUGGUGGCGCUACGCCUUCAGCAGCAUCCUGGAGGUUCACAUCCGCCGGUCAAGCCACAUGUGGUCCUGGUCCAACAUAAGACGGCACCGCCAGCAGGUCAAGACCUACAAGACGGCCUACAAAAGCAAAGUCCUGAGCCAGAACAAGCUGAGCCCCGACGCCGAGUGCCAGCUUCAGGACUUGGAGAAAAUUCUGGAUGUGUUCAAUAUCACCUUGGCUCGACAGCAGGCCCACAUGGAGGUGGUGCGCUCGGGGCAGAAGGUGGCCGCCAAGAAGGCUUCAGGGGCCCACAAGCAGGGCGGAUUCUUUAGCGGCUUCUUCGCCCGCAAGCCCAAGAAAGAGGAGCAGGAGUCGGAGGAGAGCAAGGAGACCGAAGGCUCGGCUUUGGACGGCAUCAUGACCGCCGAGGAGAAGGAGAAGCUCUACGCCGCCAUCGGCUACAGCGGAAGCUCGCAUAACCUCGCCUUGCCCAAACAGUACGUCGCCGUGGAGCUUACCUUCCAGCUGCUCCGGACCUCGGUGACGGUCAGGGAGCGAGCCCGCGUCCCGCAGAUCCUCCAAGUGCAGAUGAUCCACCUCAGCAGCAAAAUCUCGCAGCGACCGGGAGCCCAGGCCCUCAGGGUGGAGGCGGCCCUGCGGCAGUGGAGCGUGACGGGCUUGGACGGCGGCGGCGGCGCGCCCUCCCUCAUCUCGUCGGCGGGCGACUCGGCGGCGUCGCUGCUCCGCGCCGCCUUCGAGCUCAACCCCGACGACAGCCCGGCCGAUCACCUCGUCCGCGUCCACUCGCAGCCCGUGCAGAUCAUCUACGACGCCAUGACGGUGAACAGCUUGGCUGACUUCUUCAAGAUGGGCAAAGGCGUGGAGCUGGAAGUGCUAACAUCAGCCACGCUUUCCAAACUGGAGGAGAUCAAAGAAAAGACGGCAACAGGUUUGUCUCACAUCAUCGAGACGCGCAAGGUUCUGGACUUGAAAAUCGACCUGCAGCCCUCCUACCUUCUGCUGCCCAAGGACGGUUUCUACUCGGACACCUCCGAACUCAUCGUCGUCGACUUCGGAAACCUGCAGUUCAACAGUGUUGAUGAGAACGCGCGCUCGUCCUCGUCGUCCUUCUCAUCGCUGGAGGAGAUCAUGGAGCGAGCGUACGAGCGAUACAGCGUGGAGCUGAGACGAGUCCAAGUCCUGUACAGCAAGUCGGGCGACGAGUGGAAGUCGUCCCGCUUGCAGAAUUCUUCUGGCCAGCACAUCUUGCGGCCCCUCGACCUGACGCUUCACGUAUCCAAGUGCAUGGUGGACAAGGACGUCCGGAUGCCCAGGUUGAAGCUUUCGGGGGAGCUGCCUCUUGUGCACGUCAAGAUGUCGGACGAGAAGAUCCGGAAGGUUGCGGAGCUGCUCCGCAGCAUCCCGCUGCCCCGCCCGCCCUCCGCGCCGGCCACGCCCGCCGACAAGGUGCCGACUUUGGCAGAGUCGCGACCACCGGCCCUCCUCCUCCAUCCCGCGCUCCUGAGUGUGGCUGAGACGGAUUCGGACGGCAGCGAGAUGUCGCCGGAGGAUGAACAACAGCGCUGGGCUCUGGAGGAGCUGACCGACCUCGAGUUCAAGUUCGAAGUCAAAGAGGUGCUGCUGGAGCUGACGCGGCAAGUCGAGCGGGAGAAGACGGUGCUGGCGCUGCGCGUUUGGCAGCUGGGGGCCCAGGGCAAGAUGAGGACCUUCGACACCAGCGUCACGUCCUACCUAAGGAGAAUCGCGCUGGACUACUGCGACGUGCCCGAUGGCGGGCCUCUUCACCUGAUCGGCUGCUCAGAGCAGCACCACGCCGACCUCCUCAAGGUGGACUUCAUCAAGGCGGAUCCGAGCGGGCCCGGCUUCCCGACGCUCUUCGGCAACACGGAGCAAUCGCUCAAGGUGGCGUUUUCCUCCCUGGACUUUCUUCUGGACGCCAAAGCCUUGCUGUCCACCAUGGACUUCCUGUCCAGCGCCGUCGCAUCGCAGCUUCCUUCGGAACGCAGCGCAGACGCCAGGAAGCCGGUGGACAAAGACCGAGGCAGGACAGCGUCGAAAGGCGUCAAAGACGCGGAAGUCUUCAGCUUGAAGUUGUUGGCCGUGCUGGGAUGUUUCCACGUGGAGCUUUGCGACGACCGCCGCAGCAUCGCCGACAUUCGAGUGCAAGGCAUGGACGCGUCGGUGCUGGUGCAGGCCAAGCAGACGGAGGUGUUCGCCCGCCUCCGAGACAUCGUGGUGACCGACGUCGACCCCAAGUGCAUUCACAAAAAGGCGGUGUCCAUCGUGGGCGAGGAGGUGUUCAGCUUCAAGCUGUGUUUGUUUCCGGGGGCCACCGAGGGGGACGGCUACAAGGACACGUCCAAGGCGGACGCCAAGGUCACCCUGCGCCUGGGCUGCAUCAGGAUGGUCUACCUGCACCGAUUCCUCAUGUCGCUGCUGAUGUUUGCGGACAACUUCCAUACGGCCAAAGAAGCGGUGAGCGCGGCCACGGCUCAGGCGGCGGAGAAGGCGGCGUCCGGCGUGCGUCAUUUGGCCCACAAAAGCUUCCGCCUGCUCAUGGACAUCAGGCUGAAGGCGCCGCUCAUCGUGGUGCCGCAGUCGUCCGGCUCCCGCGACGCCGUCCUGGUGGACCUCGGCCUCAUCACCGUGUCCAACAGCUUCGGCCUCACGUCCGCCCAGGGGUUCUCCCUCCCCGCCGUGGUGGACAAGAUGGACAUCAGGCUCACGCAGCUCAAGCUCUCCAGAGCAACCCUGAGGGCGGACUCCUCUUCCACCCCGGACAUUGAGAUCCUGGAGCCUAUCAACGUUGAACUCGUGGUCACCAGAAACACGGCUUCGUCCUGGUUCGCCAAGAUCCCCGGCGUGCACGUGCAAGGGGUCCUACGCUCUCUGAAGGUGAGCGUGGGGGAGGAGGACCUGGGCGUGCUGACGAAAGUUCUGCUGGAGAAUAUCGGCGAGGGAAGCCGAGAGCACCGCGACGCCGCGGAGGCGCACAACGGGACUCCAGAGAAGGUCGAGCUCGGAGAGCGGCAGGUGGCGCCGGCGCCAUCCGGGUGCACUGGCGGCGGCGCGGUCGAGGCCGUCGCUAACGGGGAGCCCGGGGACAACCCUGUCAAUGUCCUACUCAACUUUGAAAUCACAGAGGUUCUGCUGAGCCUGAAGAAGCCGAAGCAGAAGCUGGACAGCGAGGUGGAGAUGGAACGUCCUUUCCUGGUGUUCCACCUCGGUCACCUGGGCAUGGACACCAAAGUGAGAAAGUACGACACCUGUGCCACCACGUACAUCAGCAAGAUGACGCUCACCUGUCUGGAGUUCAAAGACUCCGCCGGAGAUCCUCUCUGUCUGGUCAGCUCGUCGGCGCAGCCUGGCUCCGAGCUGCUCAAAGUCCAGUACUUCAAGGCUGAUCGAGAGGGUCCCAACUUCUCCAGCGUGUACAAGAACACGGAACAGAUGAUCAACGUGACCUUCAGCUCGCUUGACCUCAUGCUGCACACGCAAGCGCUCCUGUCGACUGCCAACUUCCUGUCGGGGGCUCUGUCUUCAGGUAGCGCAAUGGCGUCUCCUGAGAGGACGCUCGGGCCCAAGACUGAAGACGGCAAAACGACGGCCGCCAAGUCGGACAUCACUGCAUCAUCCGAGCUCGGCGAGAUCAUCUCUCUGAAGGUGAUGGUGGCUCUGGGGGCCUUCAACGUCCUGGUGUGCGACCAGAGCAGCAACAUAGCGGACAUCAAAAUCCAAGGUCUCCACGGCUCGCUGCUGGUGCAGGGACCUCAAACUUACAUGUCGGCGCGCCUGAAGGACUUUGCGGUCCUCAACGUGGAUCCGGCCAGCAUCCACAAGAAGGCCAUCUCCAUCGUGGGGGACGAGGUGUUCAGCUUCUCCGUGAGCCUGACUCCCAAGGCCACGGAAGGCUCGGGCUACGCCGAUACGUCCAAAACGGACGGCCGGGUCAAGCUCAACGUGGGCUGCAUCCGGGUGGUCUACCUGCACAAGCUGGUCAUGGCCCUCCUGAACUUUGCCAACAACUUCCAGACGGCCAAAGCAGCCGUGAGCGCGGCGACGGCUCAGGCGGCGGAGAGGGCGGCGUCCAGCGUUCGGGACUUGGCUGAGAAAAGCUUCCGUCUGUCCACGGACAUCAAGCUGAAGGCGCCUCUGAUCGUCAUCCCCCAGUCGUCCGCCUCCUACCACGCCCUGGUCAUGGACCUGGGUCUGAUCACCGUGUCCAACUCCUUCGACCUUCUGCCCAUCGACGGAUGCCCUCUCCCGGCAGUGAUUGACAACAUGGACGUGCAACUUACGCAGCUCAAACUCUCCAGGAACUGUUUGGACCCCGCUUCGGGUGGAGCCUCCAGCGAGCUUCUCGAGCCUGUCAACCUGAAGCUGAGGGUCAGCAGGAACCUGGCCGCAUCCUGGUACAACAAGAUGGCUGCCGUGGAAGUGGACGGGGACCUGAAGCCCAUGAAGGUGGCACUGAGCCAGGAAGAUCUGAAGGUGCUGCUGAAGAUCUUGACAGAGAACAUGGCAGAGGCCGACAGCCUGCGGCCAAGUGACCCUAGACCAGGGACCGCUUCGCAGCUUCGAGUACCCGCGGGCCCUCAGCCAGGUGGCGCCGGCAAGCAGAUCAACUUGGAUGAGGACCGGGAUGAAAGUGUGGAGUCCAUCAAGUUCAACUUCAGCAUCGAGUCACUUGGAUUGGUUCUGUACAAAGACGAACCCGAACAGUCUUCCGACCAGGAAAAUUCCCGCCUGGGCGAGUUCGCCCUCCACCUGCUGAAGGCCUCCGGGAAGCUCUGGAACAACGGCAGCAUGGAGUUCGGCACCAUCUUGACCAACUGCACUUUGGACGACCAGAGGAGCGGCAUGGACAGGGUCACCUCACGGAUGGUGAGCCGACAAGACUCCGAGAGCUCCGAGGCCAUGAUCGACGUGGUUUACCGGCAGAGCGGCGCCGACCGCUCGGUGGUGGCCGUCCUGCACAAACUCUACGUGUGCGCCAGCGUGGAGUUCCUGAUGGCCGUGGCCGACUUCUUCCUGCAGGCUCUGCCGCGGCGGCCCCCCCAAAAUAUCGGCGCCGCGCCGAGCGACAGGCUGCCACUAAGACCCGCUGCAGAACCGAGGAGCGAGGCCAAGACCGUGUUGCAGACGAGGACGAGUGUCCGUGCGGUGAUCGUGGACCCGCAGGUGGUGUUCGUGGCCAGCCUGAUGAAGGCGGACGCCCCGUCCCUGCUUGUGUCCUUCCAAUGUGACUUCAACCUGCAGGAGCAGGCUGGAAUCCAGACCGCGACCGCCCAACUGAGGGCCCUCAAGGUCCUGGCCUGCCCCCUCAUCCACAACAAAGAGGACAAGGCCGUUACCACGGUUUUGAGACCCUGCUCCGUUGUCAUGGAAACCAAACAAGGUCCCAGCCAACCCCUGAGCGGCUCCGUCACGGUGGAGGAGGUCAUUGUCAAGAUUUCGCCGUUCAUCCUGAACACGGUCAGCACCAUCGUGGCGGCCAUGACGGCCAGGCAACGGGACCGCGACAAGACCGGAGACCAACAGGAAGCCCUCGAGGACCUGUGGCUCACCAAGAAGGUCUACGCCUGCAACUACUGGUUCCUGGGCGUGGACCAGGCCAGCGAGAUGACCGAGAACUUCAGGGAGCAGGAGGACCUGAACGUGGGCCAGCACUUUGCUGCCCACGUCAAACUCUUCCAGGUGACCCUGGAAUCCGGUCUGGGUCACCGUACGGUCCCCCUGCUGCUGGCCGAGUCCUCUUUCAGCGGCUCGGCCAAGAAUUGGUCCUCACUCUUGCAGCUCAAAGCCAAUAUGACUCUGGAGGUGAACUACUUUAACGAAGUCCACGCCGUGUGGGAGCCGCUGAUUGAGCGCCUGGACGGCGGCGCUCGCAGGUGGAACCUUGACCUGGAGAUGAAGACCAAUCCCGCGCAGGAUAUGAGUCCGGUCCACGGAGACGACUUUGUGAUCCUUCCGGAACCGCGCGUGGCCGUCAACAUCUGCUCCGGCGACGCCCUAAACGUCACCUUGUCGCGCUGCGGCCUCAACGUCUUCAGCAACCUGGCCAAGGCGUUCUCCGAGGGUGCGGCGUCCACCUUUGACCCGUCCAUGAAGGAGAAAGCUCCGUUCACCAUCCUCAACGCUCUGGGCGUCCCGCUCAUAGUGCAGCACAGCGCCAACUUGAGGCCGGUGGGCGCGGCGCAGCACGGCAAACUGCACGAGCUGCCGGCCCGGCGCAGCAUGGACUUGGAACAUUCCGUCUUGGAACCCUCGUCUCGGGGCAAGCUGUCGGCUCUGCAGCGUCAGGAGAGCUGCUUGUUUCACCUCACCAUCGUGCCGGCGGGCUUCAGCGAGAUCACCAACGUGCCCGUGGACAGGCCGGGCCGCCGCCUCUACAACAUUCGCGGGCCCGAGCUGCAGCAGGCCGUGUCGCUGGUGGUCCAGGUCGACGCCGCCGACGGCAACAAGCUCGUCACCGUGCGCUCGCCCCUGCAGAUCCACAACCACUUCUCGGUGCCGUUCAGCGUGCUCAAGUUCUGCCCCUCGGCCCGCAGCCUGCAACCGGUCGGACUCGCCCACCCCGAGAAGGAAUUCCACAUCCCGUUGGACGCCUACAGGUGUCAGCUGUACGUUUGCCCGGCGUCGGAUCUGUCGUCGGAGUACGGUCCGUCAUCCACGUGCGUGUCCUGGAAGGAGGAAGUGCACCGCAGCUCGGAGGUGCGCUCGCUGCUGCAGUGCCCCCCGCUGGACGCGGGCGGCGGCGUACUCCCUCUGAUGGUCAGCACGCUGGCCGCGCCCGACACCCUCAACCACAUCGCCAGCCGCGGCGAGGACGACUGGGACCCGGCCUACGUCCUCCACCUGCACCCCGUGGCCACGCUCAGGAACCUGCUGCCCUACACGCUCCGAUACAUGAUGGAGAAUUGCGCCAAUUCUUACGAGCUGGCGGAGGGGAGCACGUCGGACCUUUUGAACGCCCGCCUCUCCGGCGAGAUCAUGUCUCUGGUUCUGCUGCGCUACCAGGGCCGCGACUGGCACGGGCACCUGCGCGUGGACCGGAACAUGCCCGAGUUCCUGGCCGUGUGCCUGACGUGCGACUCUGACGCCGCCGUGACUUUGGACCUGAGCGUCCACGCGGCCCCGGCGCCGGGUCGCCUUCUGCUGUCCGUUUUCAGUCCGUUCUGGAUCAUCAACAAGACGCGCCGCGUCCUCCAGUACCGGGCGGAAGACGUCAGCGUCAAGCAUCCGGCGGACCUCCGGGACAUCGUCCUCUUCUCGUUCCGCAGGAAGAACAUCCUCAGCAAGAACAAGCUUCAGCUGUGCGUGUCGACCAGCUCCUGGUCGGACGGCUUCUCCCUGGACACGGUGGGAAGUUGCGGCUGCGUGCGUUGCCCCGGCAAAAACAAGAGCGACUUCCUGGUGGGUGUGAGCAUCCGGAUGAGCAGCUUUGCCCUGACCAAGAUGGUCACCAUGAGUCCCUUCUACACGCUGGUCAACAAGUCCUCCUACGAGCUGGAAGUCGGCGAGCCCGUCGGCGCCGCCACCAAGUGGCACUACGUCCCCUCGGCCGAGUGCCUCCCGCUGUGGCCCGAGAGCACUUCGGGCAAGUUGUGCGUGCGCGCGGUGGGCUCCGAGCGAGCGUCCCAGUUUUUCUUCUUUGACCGUCAGGACAACGGCACCCUGCUCAACGUGGACACGUGCGGCGGCAUCACGGUGGACGUCAACGUGUCGGACCACUCGAGCAUCAUCGGCUUCGGCGACUACUACGAGGGGGCGGCCCCCGCCCUCCUGCUCAACCACACUCCCUGGGCGGACAUCAGCUACAAGCAGAGCGGCUGUUCUGCCGUCCACCAGCUGAAGCCCGGCGAGGUGCGACGCUUCGCCUGGGACGACCCGGCCGGAGUGCGAACGCUCAGCUGGAGCUGCUCGGAACAUUCUGGAGAGACCGACCUUCUCAAGGACGAGGUGGGUCAGUUCUCGUACGACAGCCUGUCCGAGGUUCACUGGGUGUCCUUCCUGGACGGCCGUCAGCGUGUCCUGAUCUUCACCGAAGACGUGGCCGUGGUGACCAAAGCUCGCCAGGCCGAAGAACUGGAACAGUACCAGCUGGAAGUGCGCGUCUCGCUCCAGAACCUCGGACUCUCGCUGGUGGACAGCGCCGGCCGCCAGGAAGUCGCCUACGUUGGCAUUCCCAGUUCUGGCGUGGUGUGGGAGAUGAGGCGCAAGAACCGUUGGAAGCCGCUGAGUCAGAAGCACAUCAACUUGUUGGAGAAGACGUACCAAAGCGUUCAGAGCGGCCAGCUGCCGGCCGGUUGGACCAAAGUGGACGCCAACCUGGAGGUCAACCUUGGCGCCGCCAUCAUGAUGAUGCGCCAGCCCUUUUCCUGCCCGCUCCGGAGGAACUUCCUGUCGGGCAUCCAGGUGGAGUUCAAACGCUCUCGGCACCAGCGGAGCCUUCGGGCGCAACUGCACUGGCUGCAGGUGGACAACCAGCUCCCGGGCGCCAUCUUCCCCAUCGCGUUCCACCCGGUUCCGCCUCCCAAGUCCAUCGCUCUGGACUCAGAGCCCAAGCCCUUCAUCGAUGUGUCCGUCAUCACGCGCUUUAACCAGCACAGCAGCGUCACGCAGUUCAAGUACUUCAUGGCGUUGGUCCAAGAAAUGGCAGUGAAGAUCGAUCAAGGCUUCCUGUCGGCCAUCUUGGCUCUGUUCACGCCUGCUGCUGACCCCCAAGCCACCGGACAAAAGAGUCAACUGAUCCAAAAAGACGUUGAGCUGCUGCAAGCCGAACUGAUGGAGAGUUCGCUGAGUGACGCGUCGGGACUCAACUUCUUUGAGCACUUCCACAUCUCGCCCAUCAAGCUGCACCUGAGUUUGUCGCUGGGCUCCAGCGGCGACCACUCGGGCCAGGACGCCGCCGCCGCCGUUCAGUCGCUCAACCUGCUCCUGAAGAGCAUCGGAGCCACACUGACCGACGUGGACGACCUCGUCUUCAAGCUCGCCUACUUCGAGGUCAAGUACCGGUUUUACCGCCGCGAGAAGCUAAUGCGGACGGCGCUGCGGCACUACAGCGAACAGUUUUUGAAGCAGAUGUAUGUCCUGGUCCUGGGUCUGGACGUGCUGGGAAACCCGUUUGGACUGAUCCGCGGUCUCUCCGAGGGUGUGGAAGCCUUCUUUUACGAGCCUUUUCAGGGGGCAGUCCAAGGUCCGGAGGAGUUUGCUGAAGGUUUCGUGAUCGGAGUGCGCAGCCUCCUGGGUCACACCGUCGGUGGCGCUGCGGGCGUGGUGUCCAGGAUCACCGGCUCGGUGGGCAAAGGCCUGGCGGCCAUCACCAUGGACAAAGAGUACCAGCAGAAGCGCAGAGAGGAGAUGAACCGGACCCCCAAAGAUUUUGGCGGGAGCUUGGCCAAAGGCGGGAAAGGACUUCUCAAGGGCGUCGUCAGCGGGGUCACCGGCAUCGUCACCAAACCGGUGGAGGGGGCCAAGAAGGAGGGCGCGGCGGGUUUCUUCAAAGGCAUCGGCAAGGGCCUGGUGGGCGCGGUGGCCCGGCCCACGGGCAGCAUCGUGGACAUGGCCAGCAGCACCUUCCAGGGCAUCCAGAGGGCGGCGGAAUCCACAGAAGACGUGAGUAAGCUUCGUCCGGUUCGACUGAUCCGAGAGGAUGGAAUCAUUCGACCCUACGACCUCAGCGAAUCGCAAGGCUUUGACCUUUUUCAGCGUUCUGAGCUCAAGCAGCUGGAAGGCGAAGUGUUCCGAGAUCAGUGUCCUUAUCCCGGCCACCGAAAAACCAGCAUCAUCGUCACUAACAGGAGGGUGGUGUGCGUGAAGGAGAUGGACUUUGUGGGCCACUUCAACAAAGACUGGGAGUGCUUGUUUGAAAACUUCUGCUCUGCCCCCAACGUCUCCGGAACGCGACUCAACAUCUGCUGCAAGGAGCAUCACAAGUUGAAGCUUCCCAAGAAAGAUCCUCAGCCGUCCACUCGCAGCAUCGACUUGAACGACGCAAACACGGCUCAGAGGAUGCUGGCCUCCAUCUUGGACGCUCAAGCGGAUCACCGGCAACGUCGCAUGAGCAGGCAAAAAUCGCGGCGCUUCCUCAAAGCGACUACUGGCGAGCCGUGAUGUCACAUCCUGUCCCGUGACAUCACUUCCUGUGUAUGACACGGACGCCGACUGUCACGCGACUUCGCGGGAGAGCGGUGAAGUCCCGUUUCGGUUUGGACCGCAGGCAUGACGAAAGUCACCGCUUGUUUUUUUUUUUUUUUUCUCCCCAUCACGGAUGCAAGAAGAUUUUUCUCCAGAGGGGGGCUGGGGGGGCUUUUUGAAUGAAUUUGCAAUUGCUUUUAGUAUUUAGCUUCAAACUUGCAAGUGUCUCAUAACCAGCAGACACGAGGACGAGGAUAUCAGAAAUAUCCUCGGCUCACUAAAAAGAUGCGCACGACAGAUUUCUGAUUGACUCGUAUUUUUCCGUCCGGCACCGAAGCACGAAUUUUUGCGGAUUUUGCAGGCAUGUUUUGAAAUCGUCGAUUGUUCCGUUGGAACGCGUGCGUGCUUAGGUGACGGAAGCUUUGCAAACCUUUUUUUUUCUCCUUUCUCCAUUUCUAUUCGUUUUUUUGUUCAUGCCACGUGUUUGUGUGUCAACGAAAGCCAUAGAAGGAAGUCCGGCAAAAGUGGAUCACAAGACGCCAAAAAGUUUGCUCCCUGUUGCCACGCCGCCGAAUGGAGCAUCGGCACGCGCACGCACGCACGCACGCAAUUUGAGGCGCUCUCGUUUGAUCGGUGGCAAAAGACGUCCGCGUCGACAUUUUGACUUCUGUCGCUCAGCUCAGAUUGUCAUUGUUGGAGGCUUUUCUUCAUCCCGGGCCAAAAUCUCAUUAAAAGAAAGAUUUGAUUUGCACU